This is a messenger RNA of Helianthus annuus (common sunflower), 624 nucleotides long. RefSeq lists its product as uncharacterized. Lineage: Eukaryota; Viridiplantae; Streptophyta; Magnoliopsida; Asterales; Asteraceae. The record is from RefSeq and is a predicted model, not a curated record. The coding region runs from base 1 to 624 and encodes 207 amino acids. The transcript has a single exon.
AUGGCCCCUUAUGAAUUACUAUACGGGAGGAAAUGUAGGACACCCGUGUGUUGGGGUGAUGUAGGGCAAAGAGAGCUUGCGCCCAAUGAAUUGAUAGCAAUGACAAAUGAAAAGAUCGAUUUGAUUAGAGCUCGACUAAAAGCGGCUCAAGACCGACAAAAGGCAUACGCGGAUAAGAGAAGACGUCCUAUCGAUUUUCAAGUCAGAGAUUAUGUUUUACUAAAAGUGUCCCCGUGGAAAGGCGUAAUCCGUUUCCGUAAACGGGGUAAGUUGGGUCCUCGUUAUAUUGGGCCAUUUAAGAUUUUGGCUCGAGUCAGAAAAGUUGCAUAUCGUUUAGAAUUGCCGUCUACACUAGACGGGAUUCACAAUACCUUCCACGUAUCGCAAUUGAGAAAGUGCCUUGCAGAUGAAACGACGUUUGUGCCUCUCGACGACAUUGAAUUGGACGAGGGGUUAAAUUAUGUCGAAAGACCGAUAGCCAUUAAAGACGUUAAGGUAAAGAAUCUUCGCAACAAAGCCGUUAGACAAGUAUUAGUGCAAUGGCAACAUCGAAAGGGAUCAGAACUUACAUGGGAAGCGGAAGAGGAAAUGCAGAAACACUACCCUUUUCUCUUCGGUAUGUAA